UUCCCGGCUCCAAGCCGCCUCCAAUCUGGUCGCAAGAAGAGAACCGCCGUUCCGAGCACAUCGCGAUAUAUACUUGUAUUGGUCGUGUGACAACAUGCAAGGGCUCCAAGGGUACGAGCUUGGUCUCGGGGAUUGCAUGGCCAUCAAGGCUUCCAUGGGCCUCGUCGUGAAGGAUUUUCUCGCCCGCAGCACUGUCGCGACGCGCGACGUCGACGCCCUCCAUGACGGGUACAAGCUCGUGACGAGCAAACCGAAUUCUCGCGUGUAUACCCGCCGCGCAGCACACCCGUCACUGAAGGAAUGUUUGACCAUCGGCCGCACCACCGAUAUGUCGUUGGAGGACUUUAGCUACCUCUCGUACUCGGACACGACAGAGCAGUUCAAGUCGGACCAGGCCAUCUUUUACGAGCACAACUUCCACGAUGCUGCGGUGUUGACAAAUGUACACAAGAAAACGAACGACGACCCAUUCCUUUACUUUGGAGUCAAGUACAAGCGGCUGUCCAUCCCUAGCAGCGGCCUUGCCGAAGUGCGCGACACAGUUUUCUUCGAGUACUCUGGCACGGCCCACGACGCCGCUGGCAACCGCGUCUUUUUCAUCGUACGCGAUUCCGAGUUUCUCCAGAACGUCCCUCCAACCCCCAACGUCGUUCGUCUGCAGUUUCGUGCGCUCUUUCUGUUUACAGAAUUGGACGACGGGUCCGUGGAGUGCGUGAGCCGUAGCUUCAUGAAUCCAAACGGGAUCAUUCCCGCCUGGAUGUGCAAUCGUCAACUCGUUCGAUAUGCUUCCAUCAUCGAGACGAUGCCAACAGCGGUGCAGUACAAGCGCUUUCUCGAAAAGAUUCACGCCAACCUAACGAGGAGGCCGCGGAAGAUCAGCGCGAAAACGUGCAUCGCUUGCAACUCGAAAAUGAGUGCAUUUACCUUCAAAGCGCUCUACAAUUGCGCAUAUUGUGGCGAGGUCAUGUGUGCAAAGUGUGUGGUGCCAGUGCCGCGUGCCAUCAAAACCAACUCCCCUCCAGCAUGCGCGAAAGAAGACUUUUGCAAACGGUGUUUUGUUGAAGCGCAGACAGGACGCGUGCCAUCGGCUUCCGCAUCCCGAAACAGCGGCGAGUUUGGCAAGAGUUCCCUCACGAGCAACGAUGUCGAGGGCAGCAACUUGACCAGCACAACGACCCAAGACGAGCUGUUUGAAACGUACGUGACGACGUGCAAUGCGAUCGUGAAGCCUGGCAUGUUCUCAAAAGAGGGGACGGCGUCGGCUUCGUCGUCGGCCGCCACAAGCCUCACGUCGACGUCGACCCCGUUGUCGUCGCGGGAUCCGUCGUUGGACAGUGCUGCGGCCGCAUUCACACAGCUGCAAGUGUCGAUCGAGCAGCAAAAGGCGCUGGUAUCGCAGAUGCAGCAACGGCUCGAAUCGCGUUCGCAUGUUGGGUAGAGUUCUUGUACGUCCCGUUGUUACAUGGCGUAGUUCCUUGCGUGGACCAGUCGCAUUCGAUCUCGG
Aphanomyces invadans is the source of this 1504-nucleotide messenger RNA. RefSeq lists its product as hypothetical. Bases 95 to 1438 code for a protein of 447 amino acids. NCBI's taxonomy places the organism in Eukaryota, Oomycota, Saprolegniomycetes, Saprolegniales, Verrucalvaceae. The transcript is spliced from 4 exons. The record is from RefSeq and is a predicted model, not a curated record.